GUCCUGCAGCAGACCGCUGACAACAAGGGGGAGAGAGACGGUCCGGCUGCUCCAAAUGUUCCCGGACACCGAGACAGGACCCGGACAGAAGAACGGAGAGCGGCGCGGCGACUCUGGGGACUCACCGGGAACAUGGCGGCGGCGACAACAACGACCUUAUCGGUAGCGUUGUGUCGGUAAACCGGAGGUACGACGCGUCGUAACGGAGGAGCGUCACUUCACCAGGGUCAGCAAAAAGCAGCGCAACACCUGAGAGGAGAUGAGAAGAAACCUGGAGGCAGCAGCUUGUUUCUAAGCAACAACAGCAACACGACYGUACACACCAUGGGCUACAAGAUUCCCGGGGCAGCGAUGGAUAGAGUCAGCCUGCUGUGGCGCCUGAGACGCCGCGCUCGCCGCGGAGCCGUCUGCAUGGUCUUCUUCUGCAUCUCCAUGGCUCUGCUCUACGCCAUCUGCGCCGAAAACAGCGUGCCCGUCACCGACGCCAUCUUCGGCGUGCGAGCACGGACCAGGGCUCAGCCUCGGGCACACUCAGUCAUCAAGGUGCUUCGGGCCGGAGGUAAAACYUUGUACAUCGACCCCCAGAAGCUCCCAGGUGUCAUUCCAGGUGACCCUCACCGCCCCAUUCCCGUCCUGUCCUCAAUGAACCGAACCCUCGAGGACUUGGACUCUCCACCUAAGCGAGCAGUAAAAGUGAGGGAGCCCUCGGGGUUUUUCGCUCGCAUUCUGCCCCGCCCCUUCACACGGGCACUGGAGACACUCUUCGGGAGACGGCGGAAGGGGGAGCUGAGCGGCAAAUCGGGGGACRCCGAGUUCUUCGGGCCUCACGGGCUUCUGGGGGAAGUGUGGAACGACGAGAUGUCCAGCAGCAUGCUGGGGAGCAGAAUGAAAAAAGUGGUUCAGAACUACCAAGUGAUGAAUAAAUACGGAGUCAAGUUCUCCGGCCCAGGUGGGGUCUCCACAAGGCUCAAGUUAACCGGUCCUGAGCUUCUCUGCCAACUUAAGAAAAAAGUAGAAGUCUCAACGUUGACCUCYGACCUCGAGCCUUUCUCAGUGUUACCCUGGGCCACCCAGCUGCCAGUGAACCARAUGACCUCUGACCUCGGGCCUUACAAGAGCUGCGCCGUGGUGUCGUCAGCAGGGUCGCUCCGAAACUCUGGGCUGGGCAAAGAAACAGACUCCCAUGAUGCAGUGGUGCGGUUCAACGGYGCUCCAACCAUCGGCUUCGAGAAAGAUGUGGGCUCUAAAACCACCAUCCGCCUCAUCAACUCACAGGUGAUGGCGACGGAUGAACAUCGCUUCUUGUCCAGUUCUUUGUACAGCUCGGGUGUUCUGGUGGCAUGGGACCCCGCCCCCUUUUCUUCUGACCUGACUCAGUGGUACAACCGAACAGAUUACCCCAUCUUCGCCCAGUACCAGAGAUACAGGAGGCUUCACCCGCAGCAGCCUUUCUACAUCCUGCAUCCUCGCUUUGAGUGGCAGCUCUGGCAGCGAAUACAAGACAACAUGGCUGAGCCCAUUCAGAAGAACCCGCCCUCUUCUGGCUUCCUGGGAACGGUCCUCAUGAUGUCUCUGUGUGAGGUGGUGCACGUCUACGAGUUCCUGCCRUCCCGCAGGAAGACGGAGCUGUGCCACUACUACCAGCGUUUCUUUGACGCCGCCUGCACGCUCGGCGCCUACCACCCCUUACUGUACGAGAAGAACCUGGUGAAACGCAUGAACCUGGGCUCGGACCGGGACAUCUACAUGGAYGGCCGCGUCACGCUUCCUGGGUUCAGAGYGAUGAACUGCACCUCUGAUGGAGURCCUGAACACUGACUGACACGCAACACAACACAAUGCAACAAUAAUCCCUGCAUGAAGACCGAAGACAGAUGCAUGAAAUCCUCUCAGUCACUGCCGAAUCCAAACAUUCAUCACAGAACACACUGGAGUUCAAUCUGCUGCCAAGUGAGCCAGCUACUUUCAAAACCUGCUGUAAAUAGCAUUAGAUACUAUACAAGUACACUUUUAAAUAUACUAGAAAAGUAUAAAAGUSCUCCAUUUCAAGGCCAUGGUUUUAUUUAGAAAAAAUGCUAAACCUUAACAUUUCUGCCAAACAUCUAAAGCACAAAGGCUUUACAGAAGAAUCUCAAGUUAGUGUUGACAAUGCAGACAUUUUCAAAAAAACAUCUGCUAGAUUUGUCAAUUUUGGGUUUGAUUUUCAAUCUUCGAGACUUACCGUAUUUAUUCAAGUAUAAUAUGUAAAAUUGAAUCUAUAAAAUCAUCCAUAAAGUUGGGGG
Molecule: messenger RNA, 2282 nt
Organism: Austrofundulus limnaeus
Lineage: Eukaryota; Metazoa; Chordata; Actinopteri; Cyprinodontiformes; Rivulidae
Gene: st6gal1
Product: ST6 beta-galactosamide alpha-2,6-sialyltranferase 1
Exons: 9
Coding region: 325-1818 (497 amino acids)
Biological process (GO): sialylation
Cellular component (GO): Golgi apparatus
Molecular function (GO): beta-galactoside alpha-2,6-sialyltransferase activity
Source: RefSeq, a predicted model, not a curated record